Molecule: messenger RNA, 921 nt
Organism: Macrosiphum euphorbiae (potato aphid)
Lineage: Eukaryota; Metazoa; Arthropoda; Insecta; Hemiptera; Aphididae
Source: the annotation of a GenBank genome assembly
AUGGCGUCAGAUGAAGCAGAAGGCGAAAAUAUAAGAACACUCAACUACGACGAGUUAGAUGUGUAUAGUAAACUAGAAGUUAAACUUAAAGCACGAAAUAAAAUUACAUAUCGCAAAGAAAUUACCCUGCCCUGUGCACAUGUUGAAGACACUGACCUUUCAGAUGUUUUGGAAGAUAGUAAAAUUCCUUCAGUUAGACCCAAUAAACGUUUGGAGGAUAAUGCACGAGUAAUUGGUUCAUUAAUGGAUGAUGUUCGCAAACUGAAACGUACUUCAGAAAUGGAAAUGGAUUUUGUUAUCGAUCAAGGAAAAAAUGGCAAUGAUGAGAUCAGUCAAACACUUGGACGACUUCGAGAGCAGUCAGAAAAACUUUUUAAGAACAUUAUACAUACUCAAGUUGCUUUUAAUGAAUGUUUAAGUUUGACGGACAGUUUACAAAACAAAGAGCAUAUAAAAAACCACUUAAAGUUAAUUGAAAAAACUUGUAAAUUUGAUAGAGGAGUAGAAUCAGUCAUUGGUUGUAACAAUGAUGUGUUAGAAAAACAUAUUGACAAAGACUUGAAAAUUGAUAAUGUCGACGAAUUUAAAAAUGUAUACAGUGAAUUGGCCCAGGGGAUAUUAACUAAAAUUUAUGACGCUGGUGUGAAAACAUAUAAACACCAUGAACAUUUAUUAGGAAUUGAAGAAUUCAAUAAACCUACUGAAGGAUUAAUUGCAGAAGAGUUGAUAGUAGGGAAGUUGGAUCCAUAUACAAGACAACCAAUUACCAAACCAGUACGCAACAAAGUUUGCAAACAUAUAUACGAUUUAGAAUCAGUUAAUCAAAUGUUCCAGAGUAAAAUGUUUGUAUCUUGUCCGUAUAUUGGAUGUACAAACAACCGUUUUACAAAAACUGAUCUGAAUCUUUCAGGGAUUAAUUAA